Messenger RNA from Vitrella brassicaformis, 2102 nucleotides. The record is from the annotation of a GenBank genome assembly. NCBI's taxonomy places the organism in Eukaryota, Vitrellaceae.
CUCAUCUAUCUAUCUGCCCGUCUUCCCCUUCUGGAGCCCCACAAACCGUGGCCGUCGCUUCGGCGCCAUGAGAAGGUGCUUGACGAUAGUCUCACCCUUCAGCCCACACGCAAGCGCCCUCUCGUACCAGUGAUGCAGCCUGAUCUGCUCCUCGCACCGUCGCAUGUCCAUCACGUGGCUCCCUCUCCCCUGCCCAGCCAUACCUACACCAUGUUGGUGCCUCAAUCUCGCUCGGUUGGUUUGUAGUGGGGGCAGGUCAGGGAUGGGGGUGUCGCUCUCUUCCUUGGGCGCCGAGGACAGCUCUCGGCUCUCGGGCGAUGCGCUGGUGACGCUUCUGGUCUUCCGCCUCUUGGGCCGUGUCUUGUUGUCUGCACUGGUGACGGCAGAGCUGCUCUGGCUGGCCGAAUGCUGAGACAUGGAGCUGACGCUCUUCUUGCUGCCCUUGCUGCCGUCCCUGUGGGUGUGGCGCGUCAGCAGCACACUCGCCCUGAAGCUUGGACUGCGGAGGGCAAGCGACGAUGUCUUUAUCUGAGGUGGGAAGGCACGAUGGCUGGGUGAAGGCCUGCAUGUGUGUCUUUUGUUACCAUUGCGAGUUCGCUGUCGAGCUCACUCAUGUGGAAGGCGAAUUUGCUCGUCUUCGUGAAGGCCUGCGGGGGCCGUGUGUCACUCUGGGAGGACUGCACGAUUCGCGCGAGGAGGGCUGAGGCUCCCAGGGCAUCAUUGGGGUGUGCGAGGGGGGAGGAGGAUGCUGACAUGUGUCGAGGGGAGCAUGCAGUGGGGGAGGCCUGGGCGGAAGCCUGUGCUGGGCCCUCAGGGACCGGAGGCAGGUCUGGAGGAAGCAUCCUCACUUUGAGAUGGAACCAAGGGGAGUGGAACAGUGGGCCCCAAAAAGGCAAGCUGGUUCGUCGCGGGUCAUCCCCCUCCCCUACCCCCUCCCCCACCCCCUCCCCCAUUUCGACAAGUGAAGUAAUAUGCAGCUCCCCACCCAUCCCUUAUCAAUCCACCUCCUCUACUUCGGGCGGUCCAUCUGGGCCGUUCUUGCCUUUUGCAUCCUCAUCGCGAAGGAGGUAGAACGAGAAACUUCCUACCCGCCCCUUUGACGCCAUCAGCCUUCUUCCAGCGCUGAGCCAGGCACCCUAUCACCUCCAUGGUGAGCUCCGCCGGCAGCUUGGUCAUCUGCGGCUUCCACACUUCCGGCGGAUGCUUCACCACCUCCUUGGCCAGCGACUCAGCCACCCUGUCCUGGGGGAAGUUGGUACUCGUCAUGAGGUUCGGCUUGAGCUCCAGGACUAAGAUUGCCACACCGAGGGUCCACUCGGGGAUGCACGAGUAGAGCACGUCCAGGAUGACAGCCACGUGCGCCUCCAUGCCGAGAUACUCACACAUAGCCAGCAGGUACAGCAGGCCGCCGUACACCAUGGUGCCGUCCGGCUCGUGCUUCUUCUGCGGAGGGCCCUCGGAAGACGCCGCCGCCGCCGCUGCUGACCCCUCUUGCACGGGCUCAUCGUCCUGCUUGUGGUGUGUAGGCACAUGAAGGGCGUAGGGGCGGUUCUGACAUGAAUGGAACCGGCAAAUGACACACCCAGCAGAAUGGCGUGUUGGCUGUUGUCUUACCUUCAUGCCGGUGAUGUGAUUCUUGAGCAGCUGAAAUGAACGGAAGAAGCAGAUGGGGCAUCAGGUCAGAGGUACAGCAACGCGCGGGUGCCAUUCCUACCUCAGAAUCUGCCAUCUCCGAGAGUGCCAUCAGCACGGUCAGGUGUUUGAAGGUCUCGGCAUGGAUGUACGGCAGCUCCACCUCCUGUUUGGCGUUCUCGACAAACCCAUCACGCUCGAUGGCAGCAAAGUAACCCGAAUGCUUGACGAGCAGAUCCUGCACAAAAGAGAGGCACGUGAAUGUGGCGUUCCCACGUGUCUGCCCAUCUCCCGCCUCACCUUCUUCUCGGUAAAGGUCUGCUGCGCGUCGCCUGAGCCAACGACUAUCUUGAAAAACGACGCCUCAGCCAUGGCGCCGCCUCGCACACCUCUCACCCAAACUCCGUUUCUUCGAUCCGUUUCGCUACUUUCGUUGUAUGCUACAGUCUGGCAGCGCUAGAGGAGUGCCG